CUUUCUAAAGUAAACUAACUCGCACCCUUUGACUUUUGGUCAGGAGCUGUGCUGAGCUGGCCGCGGCCGUUCUCUGCAACACUUGGGGCGGCGCAGGGGAGGCCUCGGGACCGCCUGCCUCCAGGAGCCAUGCCAACUGUGGAUGACAUCCUAGAUCACAUAGGGGAGUUUCAUCUUUUCCAGAAACAAACGUUUUUCCUCUUAGCUCUGCUCUCUGCUACCUUCACCCCCAUCUACGUGGGCAUCGUCUUCCUGGGCUUUGCCCCCAGCCACCACUGCCGGAGCCCCGGGGUGUCUGAGCUGAGCCAGCGAUGCGGCUGGAGCCCAGCAGAGGAGCUAAACUAUACAAUGCCCGGCCUGGGGGCUGCGGAUGAGGUCUUCCUCCGCCAGUGCAUGCAGUAUGAGGUGGACUGGAACCAGAGCACCCUCGGCUGCGUGGACCCUCUGGCCAGCCUGGCUGCCAACAGGAGCCACCUGCCACUUGUCCCCUGUCAACAUGGCUGGGUGUAUGACACUCACGGCUCCUCCAUCGUCACUGAGUUUAACCUCGUGUGUGCCAACUCCUGGAUGCUGGACUUGUUCCAGUCUGCAGUGAACGUAGGGUUUUUUGUCGGUUCCGUGGGUAUCGGCUACCUGGCAGACAGAUUUGGCCGUAAAUUCUGCCUCCUCGCCACUAUCCUCAUCAACGCUCUCUCUGGGGUCCUCAUGGCCAUCGCCCCAACCUACACGUGGAUGUUGCUGUUUCGCCUGAUCCAAGGACUGGUCAGCAAAGCAGGCUGGUUAAUAGGCUACAUCCUGAUUACAGAAUUUGUCGGGCUCAGCUAUCGGAGAACAGUGGGGAUUUUUUACCAAGUGUCCUUUACCGUGGGGCUCCUGGUGCUAGCGGGGGUGGCGUACGCCCUUCCUCACUGGAGGUGGCUGCAGUUCGCGGUUACUCUGCCCAACUUCUGCUUCCUGCUCUAUUACUGGUGCAUACCUGAGUCUCCAAGGUGGCUGAUCUCCCAGAACAAGAACGCCAAAGCCAUGAGGAUCAUUAAGUACAUUGCAAAGAAAAAUGGAAAAUCAAUGCCAGCCUCUAUCCAGAGGCUGAGAGCCGAGGAGGAAGUGGGCGAGAAGCUGAAUCCCUCCUUUCUUGACUUGGUCAGAACCCCUCAGAUAAGAAAGCAUACUUUGAUCUUAAUGUACAACUGGUUCACGAGCUCUGUUCUCUACCAGGGCCUUAUCAUGCACAUGGGCCUCGCAGGGGACAAUGUCUACCUGGAUUUCUUCUACUCUGCUCUUGUUGAAUUCCCAGCGGCCUUCAUCAUCAUCCUCACCAUUGACCGCAUCGGUCGGCGAUAUCCUUGGGCUGUGUCAAACAUGCUGGCAGGGGUGGCCUGUCUAGCUUCCAUUUUUAUCCCUGAUGAUCUGCAGGGGCUGAGGGUCGCUGUCGCGUGUCUGGGCAGGAUGGGGAUCACCAUGGCCUAUGAGAUGGUGUGCCUGGUCAACGCUGAGCUGUACCCCACAUUCAUUAGGAACCUGGGCGUCAUGGUCUGCUCCUCCAUGUGUGACAUUGGUGGCAUCUUCACGCCGUUCCUGGUCUACCGCCUCACUGAGGUCUGGCUUGAGCUCCCGCUGCUGGUGUUUGCUGUGAUAGGCUUGAUUGCUGGAGGACUGGUGUUGCUGCUUCCAGAGACCAAAGGGAAGGCUUUGCCUGAGACCAUCGAGGAGGCUGAGAACAUGCAAAGACCAAGGAAAAAUAAAGAAAAAGUGAUUUACCUCCAAAUCAAGAAAUCAGAUGUUCCACUGAACUAAGGAGGGCGCUGCCCAGCCUGGCUGUGAUGAUGCCAAAACCAGAAGCAGAGAUUUCUUCACCCACCUCGGCCGGGCAGUUCAGCUGGACUUGUGCUUGGGCUCUGUCCUGUAGACCUAUGGCCAGCAGAAUUUGUGGCU
This is a messenger RNA of Marmota monax (woodchuck), 1932 nucleotides long. It is a transcript of the gene Slc22a2, whose product is annotated as solute carrier family 22 member 2. The record is from RefSeq and is a predicted model, not a curated record. NCBI's taxonomy places the organism in Eukaryota, Metazoa, Chordata, Mammalia, Rodentia, Sciuridae. The coding region runs from base 130 to 1794 and encodes 554 amino acids. Gene Ontology annotation, biological process: transmembrane transport. Gene Ontology annotation, cellular component: membrane. The transcript has 11 exons.